Scedosporium apiospermum is the source of this 753-nucleotide messenger RNA. RefSeq lists its product as uncharacterized. The transcript is spliced from 7 exons. The record is from RefSeq and is a predicted model, not a curated record. The coding region runs from base 1 to 753 and encodes 250 amino acids. NCBI's taxonomy places the organism in Eukaryota, Fungi, Ascomycota, Sordariomycetes, Microascales, Microascaceae.
AUGCCUACCAAGACCGAUAUCCACCUCUACACCACCGGCACCCCCAAUGGUGUCAAGGUCAGCAUCCUCCUCGAGGAGCUCGGCCUCGAGUACAAGACUACUCCAAUUACUCUCAGCAAGAAUACGCAAAAGGAGCCAUGGUUCCUCGCGAUAAAUCCCAAUGGCAGGAUUCCCGCCAUCACGGAUACCUUUACGGAUGGCAAGCCUAUUCGCAUCUUUGAGAGCGGUUCCAUCUUGCAGUACCUCGUUGAGAGGUAUGAUAAGGACCACAAGGUUUCGUAUCCCUAUGGAUCUCGAGAGUACUGGGAGGUGAACAACUGGCUUCACUGGCAAAUGGGUGGCCUUGGACCUAUGCAAGGACAAGCCAACCACUUCAAGAGAUACGCCCCUGAGCACAUCCAGUAUGGUGUAGACCGUUACACCAACGAAACCCGCCGCCUCUACCGCGUCCUUGACACCCACCUCGAAAAGUCCACCUCCGGCUUCCUCGUAGGCGACAGACUCACCAUUGCAGACAUUGCCAUCGUCGGAUGGGUCAACGCUCAUGAUUGGGCUGGUGUGAGUCUUGACGAGUUCCCCAACGUCGCUGCCUGGCUCGCAAAGUUGAAAGCACGCGAGGCUGUCCAGCGGGGAUUCGAUAUUCCGACACCCCAGAACAAGAAGCCGCUUUCUGAGGAGGAGCUUGAGAAGAUUGCUGCGCAAACCAGAAGCUGGGUACAGAGUGGAAUGGCUGAGGAUGCGAAGAAGGCUUGA